Pochonia chlamydosporia 170 is the source of this 564-nucleotide messenger RNA. RefSeq lists its product as hypothetical. The coding region runs from base 1 to 564 and encodes 187 amino acids. The record is from RefSeq and is a predicted model, not a curated record. NCBI's taxonomy places the organism in Eukaryota, Fungi, Ascomycota, Sordariomycetes, Hypocreales, Clavicipitaceae. The transcript has a single exon.
AUGCAUUCCAUCCUCACUUUAAUAACGCUGCUUUGCGUGCCGUCUGUCCUUGGCAACAUUCUCAACCCAGCGGUAGAAGUCGGCGCUUCAUAUCCGGCUCCAACCUCGCCCCCUAUACUCGCCGCCAGGGCAGACAGAGCAUCAGUACAAUCAUGCCUCAACUCUCUGGCUAGUCAAUUACAACCACCAGCGCCCAGCGACUCCCGCAUCUCUUCAAUUCGCGGUCAGAGUUGCACCAUCACUGCAGCGGCAUCACUGUCCUCGCCACUAAUCAGCUACGUUUCUGUCAUCAAGACGUACCUCAACACCAUUGAAUCCAAGGCAAAGGAGAUUCACACGGACUGCGGAGCAGACAAGGCCAGUGUCAGACUACCGAUGCCGUGCGGCAAGUCUGUUGAGCUCGUGUUCACAAGCGCCAACAGUACGUCGACAACUACGGUGGAGAUGCCGAACAACUCUCCGACAACUAUUGUGCUUCACAAUUCUGCGGAGGGUCAAUCAUCUCGUGUGGCUUUUGCUAUGGUUGCUUCAGCUGUGGUGGGAUGCGCGAUGUUGCUCUUGUAA